Messenger RNA from Fusarium redolens, 2304 nucleotides. RefSeq lists its product as uncharacterized. Lineage: Eukaryota; Fungi; Ascomycota; Sordariomycetes; Hypocreales; Nectriaceae. The coding region runs from base 1 to 2304 and encodes 767 amino acids. The transcript is spliced from 9 exons. The record is from RefSeq and is a predicted model, not a curated record.
AUGGCAACCGCACAACUCUCCGCUCUCCAAGACAUAGAGGCUGCUCAGAAAAGCCUUCGAUUGUCUCAGUAUGGAGGGCGUAUGUCGAACCAAUUCGUUGAUGAGGUCAAAGGAGCAGCUCUCUUCCAGUUCAACUGGGGCGAGUUGCUCGGUGCCGCUCCUACUGCCAUCUCGAUGAUGUGUGCCUGUUAUGUGGCAGCUUCUAAUGAAGAAGCUAAAAAGAUCUCUCUCAAGGAUUCCAUGCCGACCAAUGGUUUUCAGUACCUUAUCAACCGCCCCGAUCCUACUUUGAGGGCUUCCCUCCUUGAUGUCUGCAAUUCGGGGGGCCAGGAAGCCUUCGGAAUCGCCAGUAACAGAAUGGAGAACUUGAAGCAGUUGAGCUUUUCAAUCUUGAACGAACACAUCCCUGGUUUAUUUGGACACUUGGAACAAUGUACCGAGAGCGAAGAUAACCUCGAUGAUAUGAGGCGAGCUCUGAAGAGAUUUGGGUCCACCACGAACUCUUGCGCUAAGUAUGCCGCAGAGAUUCACCUUGCAUUCAAUAGGUGGAGCAAGAUGGUCAUGGAAUUACACAUCACAACUGAGCAGGAGUCUGGAACAACUGCCCGUAAAGCUUCAAAAACCGAGUUGGACAAACAGCUGGCGGACAUUGAGAAGACAUUUGCUGACAAGAGAACUAAAUCAAGCGACGAGGAAGUCAAACAGAUGGAAAAGUCUCUAGAAAGGGCCGAGAAAAGACUUGAUCGUGCACUUGACAAUGUUCCUGGACCUUGGGCUACUGUUCUCCAGAGCGCCGCAUCAUCCUUUGCUCAGGCGUUGCCCGCCAUCACUGCGGCUGCACUGCCCCUUGCACUCGCCUCCGCAAAUCCGCUGGGCGCCGCUGCCGGUGGUGUCUUAGGGCAAACACGAGCGCCGAUUACAGUUCAGCCAAAUAAUCCUGCAGGCUCCAGUGUCACAAAUGGAGUACAACCUUCGUCUCAACCUUUGGCAAAUGACCCGGCCAGCGCUGCAGCAUAUCAGUCUGCCUACCUUUUCACGGCGUUCUUUGCCUUUCUCGGGGGAGAUGAUAAGGACAUAGACUGGAAGAAAUUUGAGGUGACUGAGGCAAAUGCUGAAGGUAAAGGUGCGCCCACAGAGCAAAGUGGGGUUGUCUGGCUGCUUGGACAACUUCAAGGUGAACUGGCAGAUGUGCCAAAAACGGAAACUGAAGCCACCAAGAAACUUGCGUCAGCCUUCACUCGUGCCAUUUCGGUCGCAAAUGAGAUCAGGCAGCAUCUUGAGAAGGGUUCCUCGCUCAACUCCGAAAAGGCCAGUGCAGAAGCUAUUAACAAGUGGAAAGCGGCGGUUAAGGCUGCCAAAAACGACGUUCUUACUCUCAGUGCCGCUUCCGGCAGUACAGCCUCCGUCAAUUCUCCAAACCCAUUUACCAGGCUCAAUGUUGAUGUCCCAAAACCUGAUUUGUCUGCUCAAACUGCCCAAUUGAACGGCGCAAUGCAGGGCGUUCAAGUCGCUCAAAAUGCCGUCGAUGCUGCCCAGGCAAACUAUGAUAGUGCCAUCAAGAAACAAGAGGAAGCAGCGGCUGCUAUGCUGGCAGUUGAGCAAAAGUUGAAGACUCUGAAUGACAAGGCCAAACUUCUAGAGAAUGUCAAAGCAGUACUGAGUGACUGUAUCUCGGUUCUUGUCGAUCUUUCGAUUCAGGUCAGCAAAUUGGAGAAGUUCUUCUCUCUCCUCUGCAGCCUUAUUGAGAGCAUCAUCUUGAAGAAGACAGAUCUGCUUGCCGAAGAGAUGAGUGUAGUUGCCGAGAGGUCUUACCGCAAGAAGGCACUCACAAUGACCGAGAUCGCAACUCAGACCAUCUACACCUCCACGCUACAGUCAAAAGCCUACUUUUCCAUGCUCUACGAUAUCACAUAUAUGUACAUUGAGAUGGACCGAGAUCACAUUACGCCAGGACUCUUGAUGUGCAACGAGUUCUCUGGUGCGUUGCACAAAGGCACCCCUGUUGAACAGCUGCAGGAGAGGCUUCGGGCUUACAACGAAAAGUCUGGAAAAGCUUUGAGGUUAUUGAUCCAGAAGAAACAAGAUGAGAUCAUGACCGGUCUAAAAGACCGCGCUCGUGCAGCCAUCGAGUCGUCGAAAGCAAUCGAAGCUAUCAUGACUAAGAAGGGUCUUGACAUAGACACCAGCGCGAAAUUGGCGAUUGAGGGUGGUGCUCAGGUUGCUAAAGAGGAUGCUAAGGGUGUACUAGCCACGGUUCCUAGCCUGACUGCGGCUUCGCGGAAGGUCAAGUUAGACGCGUUAUGA